AUGAUGCUGCUGCUCGCGCGCAGCCUCCGCUCCCGCCUCUGCCCUCCCCUCGCCUCCGCCGUUAGCGCCGCGCCUUUCUCAUCGGUAUCGGCGGCCGCGGCGGAGGCGGAGCGGGCGGUGCGGGACGGGCCCAGGAACGACUGGACCCGCCCCGAGAUCCAGGCCAUCUACGACUCCCCGCUCCUCGACCUCCUCUUCCACGGGGCACAGUCUUCAAGAUACAGCACUGGAUUGAAGGCCGAAAAAUUAAUGAAGAAAGAUGCCGUCCUAGAAGCAGCAAAAAAGGCAAAGGAGGCUGGGAGCACCCGAUUUUGCAUGGGAGCCGCAUGGAGAGAGACAAUUGGCAGGAAAACAAAUUUCAACCAGAUUCUUGAAUAUGUCAAGGACAUAAGAGGUAUGGGCAUGGAGGUCUGUUGCACCCUGGGCAUGCUAGAGAAACAACAAGCUGAAGAACUCAAGAAGGCUGGACUUACAGCUUAUAAUCAUAACCUAGAUACAUCAAGAGAAUAUUACCCCAACAUUAUUUCUACAAGAUCGUACGAUGAUAGAUUACAGACUCUUCAGCAUGUCCGUGAAGCUGGAAUAAGCGUCUGCUCAGGUGGAAUUAUUGGUCUUGGAGAGGCGGAGGAAGACCGUGUAGGGCUGUUGCAUACACUGGCCACUUUGCCAACACACCCAGAGAGCGUUCCUAUCAAUGCAUUGAUUGCUGUCAAAGGCACGCCUCUUCAGGAUCAGAAGCCUGUAGAGAUAUGGGAAAUGAUCCGCAUGAUUGCCAGCGCACGGAUUGUGAUGCCAAAGGCAAUGGUGAGACUUUCGGCAGGGAGAGUACGGUUUUCCAUGCCAGAACAAGCUCUCUGCUUUCUCGCUGGGGCCAACUCGAUCUUCGCCGGUGAAAAGCUCCUGACAACUGCGAACAAUGACUUUGAUGCGGACCAGGCAAUGUUCAAGAUCCUUGGCCUGAUUCCCAAGGCUCCAAACUUUGGCGAUGAAGAGGUCAUGGUAGCAGCACCCACGGAGAGAUGUGAGCAAGCCGCUUUGAUGUAA
Molecule: messenger RNA, 1044 nt
Organism: Triticum turgidum subsp. durum (durum wheat)
Lineage: Eukaryota; Viridiplantae; Streptophyta; Magnoliopsida; Poales; Poaceae
Source: the annotation of a GenBank genome assembly